AUGCACGAGACUAACGACCAUCUUGUGGAGAGCGGCUACUUUCGUCGCGUCGUUUCUCGAAGCCGUUUUGCACAGCACAAGCAAUGGUAUGGUGUUCCAGACCAGCUAGUCGUACCUAGGGUGUGCCCCAUCCGCCUGGGUACCAGUGCCAGUUUGGACGAACCAACCAUGGACUUCCAAUACAUGCCACUGGAUAUGGUGGCUGAUGAAAUCAGAAUCAUGUGCAUAAUGCCUGCUCAGGAUGCACAUGCGCCCAUACUCAUUCAUGUGGCGCAUUGUCCGAUUGACACUAACGAACAUUAUACUGCUCUCUCUUACUGUUGGGGCGUGGAUGAUACUCAGGAACAGAUUAUAAUGGCAGGACAAAAGAUGACAGUCCGCAAGAACCUCGCUGAAGCUAUUCGUGUCAUAAGAAACCCUAAUGUCAUCAUGCCAGUUUGGAUAGACGCUCUGUCGAUCAACCAAAAAGACUUGAUUGAGCGCGCUCGGCAGGUGCCGCGUAUGGGGGAGAUAUAUGACUUUGCUACCGCAGUCUACUCAUAUAUCGGGAAUCCCACCGAAGGGAGUGAGUCAGUAUUCUCUUUUACAAAAGAACUCUUCAAACACCCAAUCAAUACCAUUAAGCCUGAUCAAUUAGCAAAGCUAUGUGCAGGCCUAUACAGGCUUUUUUGUAGGCAAUACUUCCGGCGGAUAUGGAUGCUGCAGGUAACUUCUGAAACCCAAAAACCAUUUUGA
Messenger RNA from Bipolaris zeicola 26-R-13, 735 nucleotides. RefSeq lists its product as uncharacterized. The transcript is spliced from 3 exons. The record is from RefSeq and is a predicted model, not a curated record. The coding region runs from base 1 to 735 and encodes 244 amino acids. NCBI's taxonomy places the organism in Eukaryota, Fungi, Ascomycota, Dothideomycetes, Pleosporales, Pleosporaceae.